Molecule: messenger RNA, 1281 nt
Organism: Lingula anatina
Lineage: Eukaryota; Metazoa; Brachiopoda; Lingulata; Lingulida; Lingulidae
Molecular function (GO): protein binding
Source: RefSeq, a predicted model, not a curated record
AACGAAGCCUAAGUCUAACUUUUUUCCAUCACCCAACCUAGUUUACAUAAAAAAUGAUCAACCAGAGAUAUAUUUCAUCUUAUCUCAUUAAUAUUUAACAAAACGACAAAAUAUAGUUCCUGUUAGGGGUGGUUGCAGCACACUUCACAACUGCAGCUUGUUAAAGAAACCACACUCCAUCUGAACUGUUCAACAUGGUGCGACUCUCAAGCAUGAGCAGCCAGCUGUGGCUACUGUGUCUAUUUCUUGUAUUUAUCCAGACUCAGGCACAAAUUCCUCCUAACAAGCUGCCUGGAGAUACUAACAAGAUACCCACAGUGAAUAACAACCAGUGUAUUGAGUGUCCCCAGGGUCCCCAGGGUCCUCAGGGAUAUCCAGGCGAUCCCGGUCUCACUGGGAAGCAAGGACCAAAGGGAGAGAAAGGAGAGAGAGGAUAUGGCACAACAGUUACUACCAAAUACGUAUCCCCACCAAAGAUUGCAUUUACUGCCAAACUAACCAAGUACCACCCAACUACUACUUCACUUCAUACUGUGAGAUUUGACACAAUUGUCACUAACUUUGGAAACGGUUUCAGCAUAUACACAGGUAUAUUUACAGUUCCAAUGGCCGGCACAUACUUUUUCAUUUUUCACGGAUUAACAAACUCUGACAAAAGUUCCCACAUGGAGCUUGUCAAGAAUGGAAAACUGAUCACCAGUGGGUAUGGGAAUUCUGCUCAGGGCUCUGGAAAAUUUGCCACUAUAAGCAGCAGUGCCAUCCUUGAGGUCAAACUUGGAGAUAAAGUGUGGGUGCAAGUUAGUGGCGGAGGAGUCUAUGGUGCUCAACACGCCCCUCACGCAAGCUUCAGUGGUUAUCUCAUUUAUACCUAAUGCAGACAUUUCAUGAGAAAUAGUUUUAAAAUAGUGCCAUGUAAAGCAAUGAGACUUCAUGUAUGAACUUAAUAUUUUCUUAAUUAAAUACUUAAAAUUUCAAAUGUACUUUAAUUUUUCAGUAAGUUCUUUUAUGUUUAUGGUUUCAAUCUAAAGAUUUUGUAACCAACACCAGUGUAGUAUCUUUCACCAUCUCAACCUGAUUUGACAAUCAAAUUACAAAAUGACUAAUUUUUGAGUUAUUUUUCAGAAUUUUAAAAUGACUUCAUCUCUGUUGUUGGAAUAACAUAACCAGAUUUAUAUAUACGCCACAAACUUAUUGCUUGACUGAAAAAUGAUGAAAAUGGAAAAAUGUAAAAUAGGUUUCAAUAUUCAAAGGUAAUAAAUACUUCUUUUAAGUAAUCUGUCA